CGCGUACUAAUUUUCGGGACGUUUCUGAGAUUCUUUAUUGAUUUCCUCAGUCUUCCCAUCUACCUCGCAUACGAUAAGUAUAGGUUCAAGACGCACAUCGACACUGGCCGGACGGGAAAAUGUCGAGUUUGUAUAUAUGUCCCAAAGACGAUGAAGGACGGUGAUUUUGACACUCCUCGCGGGGUUAUCGUGUAUCUUCACGGGGGUGGCUGGACAAUAGGCCGACCAGAAACAGAGGCUCCGAUAUGCCGAUAUCUGGCAGAUACCGUCGGUGUAGUCGUCGUUGCGCCGGACUACCGAAAAGCACCUAAAUACCCGUAUCCCCACGCUUUGGAGCAGACCUAUCAAGUUACUUCCUGGAUAGCCUCUGGUGGCCUUUCAACUGCUCUGAAAAACUCUCGUAUCCAAGAGGCUUGUGCGCUCCAGGUUGACACCAAGCGGGUUGGGAUAGCGGGUGGCAGCGCAGGUUCUAACCUUGCUUGUGCCCUCUCCACACUUUGCAUCUCUCGACCACUACCAAACGGCGCAAAAGUUGUUGCACAGGGAUUGCUAUAUCCUGUACUGGAUCUAGCUGUCCCCUACGAAGAGAAGUUGGCACGUGUAGAUCCUGAGAGGGUUCUACCUCAAUGGAUGUCGAGAUUUUUCUUGCGUGCAUAUCUCCCGCCUCCUCGCCUCACCUCCGAUUCUUUAGUCUCUCCUGCACUCUCUCCAGACUCCAUCGCUUCGCAAUUACCACCAACCAUAAUACUAACAGCAGAAUAUGACUACCUCGCACACGAAGCCGACACGUUUGCUACUCGUCUUGAAGCCCUCAACGUUAAGGUUCGUCACAGAAGGUUCGAAAGUGUCGGACAUGGGUUUGAUGGCAUCCCGACGUGGGAUAAGAAACAGCGGAUGUUAAAUUCAAAGGCUAGGGACGAAGCGUGGGGGAUGAUCGCGGACGUCAUGAAGGAGACAUUAGUUUAA
Molecule: messenger RNA, 966 nt
Organism: Fomitiporia mediterranea MF3/22
Lineage: Eukaryota; Fungi; Basidiomycota; Agaricomycetes; Hymenochaetales; Hymenochaetaceae
Product: Alpha/beta hydrolase fold-3
Exons: 6
Coding region: 151-966 (271 amino acids)
Biological process (GO): triglyceride catabolic process
Cellular component (GO): cytosol
Molecular function (GO): triacylglycerol lipase activity; sterol ester esterase activity
Source: RefSeq, a predicted model, not a curated record